Messenger RNA from Mus musculus (house mouse), 2813 nucleotides. Its product is annotated as RIKEN cDNA 1110032F04 gene. Gene Ontology annotation, cellular component: membrane. The record is from RefSeq and is marked validated. The transcript has a single exon. Bases 358 to 1101 code for a protein of 247 amino acids. NCBI's taxonomy places the organism in Eukaryota, Metazoa, Chordata, Mammalia, Rodentia, Muridae.
AGGUGCCGGAAGAAGAGCGCGGCGGGCAACGGCCGAGAUGCCCAGAGAGACCCAGCGCAGGCCGGCUCUGUUCAUCUCCGCGGCUCCGCACGCUUCUCCCGGGACCCUGGCGCCCAGGCGCUACGGCUCGAGGUCACAGGCUCCCGAGGCGGCGACAGCGGUGAGCAGCAGCCGCCUCCCGCAGCCUCGGCGCGCCCCGGGCUCCUCCUCCCGCCCCAGCGUGGCCAAGUGAGCACCGCUCGGGCCGCAGGUAGCCGGGGCGCGGGAGGCGGCGCGCGCGGGACCCAUCGCAGCGCCGGGGCCAGACGGAGCUCCGAGCCUCGCGGUCCCGGACGCCAGCGGAGAUCUGCGCCGGCCAUGUGGGGUCCCGGGGUCACCGCCGAGGGCCUGUCGGUGGCUCCAGCGCCACCGCCGCUGCUGCCGCUGCUGCUGCUGUUGGCGCUGGCGUUGGUGGCGCCCUCGCGGGGCGGCGGGGGCUGCGCGGAGCUGGCGUGCGGUGAGCGGGAGCGCUGCUGCGACUCGGCCAACGCCACGGCCGUGCGCUGCUGCAAGCUGCCGCUCCACGCCUUUCUGGACAACGUGGGCUGGUUCGUCCGCAAGCUCUCUGGGCUGCUCAUCCUGCUGGUGCUCUUCGCCAUCGGCUACUUCCUGCAGCGCAUCAUCUGCCCCAGCCCACGCAGGUACCCGCGUGGCCAGGCGCGACCUGGCCAGGCACGACCCGGGCCUCCCGGGGGUGCGGGACCGCCGGGGACGGCGGGGCCACCCGACGACGACGACGACUCGCCCGCUCUGCUGCGCGACGAGGUGGCCGCGGGCUCGCAGGACUCACUGUUGGAUAGUGGCGGUGGUCGGGGCCGAGGAAGUGGCGGACGCCUGCCUCCCUCCUGCGUUUCGGAGCACGAGCUGCACGUGGUGUCACCGGUGUUUCUCCAGCUGCCCAGCUACGAGGAGGUCAAGUACCUGCCCACCUAUGAGGAGUCCAUGCGGCUGCAGCAGCUCAGCCCAGCGGAGGUCGUGCUGCCCGUGUCGGUGCUCGGCCGCCCGCGAGGCGGCAGUGCCGGGGACUCCGACGGCGGCCAGGUCCGUUUCCCGCUCAUCUGAGUUCAGGGAGCCUCAUGGGGAUCGCCCGGAUCCUACAAGGUUGGGGGCUGCGGGUGGCACGCAACAGCUGGUGUGUUGGCGGCCGCCACUGACUGCCUCUGACCACACCUAGCAUCCCCGUACAACCUGUAGCCCCGCGCCUGGGUUGGGGUCAGUCCCCUCCCUCUCGCUUCCCGGGGAAUCUGUGGUUUUCUAUGUUUCUUUGGGCUCAAGGCUGGGCAGCUCGGCGGGGCAAUGGCUUAGGACUAGCCCCCAGCUCUUCUUGGACGGUCGUCCCCGCCCUCUGCCAUGCCUCCCCUUGUGUUCACUGUAAGUGCCUGCUUCUCCAAUCCAAAAGAACAGGUAAACCGUUUGGUGUGUUUAGAGACCAGCGGCUUGCUUUACUGUUGUUAAAAGGGAAGGAGCAUAGGUCCAUUCCUUGCUCUCCUGCUUGGACCGGUCACGGUCUCCCAGGACAUAAUGGUGAGGAGCCUUUGGCUCUGGACCACGACCAGUGACUGCUGCAUGCAGUCUGUAGAAGCAGCGCUUGACUGUGAUGCGAUCCCUUGAAAAGGACCCAGAAAACCCUUUGGUGUCUUCCUGGCUCACAGUUUUGUUGGGGAAGGGGUACCAUGAUGGAUGGCUUAGUGGCUGCAUCUGUUCAAGAUGUCCAGACCGUAUUUGUAAUGUGGUACCAGCGGACUUUGAUUUUUCAGUAUGUAGACUGUUUAUCUUUGUCCUUUAUUUUUAUAUUUUGUCAUGCAUUAGACAGUUCAACAAAUUGACAAGAUAAUCAGUUUUGUUUUAGGCCAGUUACUGUCAAGAAAUCGCCCACGUGCUGUCACUGUUUAAUACAGUGUUGGACAUCAUUUCAUUAAGCGGAGGUCAGGGUCAAGCAGGAAAUGUGACAUAAAAACAUGAAGGAUAUCUUAUUUUCACUAUUUGAGAAUAUAUUUUAUUUUUAGUACUGAAGCAUAAUACAUAACUUUUUAUAAUAACUGUGUACAUUAUGUAGCCUGGCUCUGAACUGUAUCAUUCAUCAUGGAAUCAUGUAAAAGGAAUAUAUAUAUAUAUAUACCACACCAUGUAGCAAGAUGGCUUGCCUGUAUUUCCUUCUCUAUUUUUCAUCUGAGAUACAUUCUGCAAUGUGAUUCUAAACAUAAAAAUGGACUAGUAACUUUCAUUUAAGUCUGAAACUUUUCAGUAAUGUCCAAAGAUGGAUUCACCCAACCUAUGUUUAUUAAAAUUAAGUGGUAUCAUUUUACUAGAUUUACCAUUCUGGGACAUUCCCUUUAAGGAAAGGGUAAUAAGACACAUUUUAAUGCAUCAUGUAUAAUGUACAUAUGGUAAUGUCUGUGUACACUAUAUACAUUGUAUGCCAUAUAGCUGUGGUGGCUUACGGCUAGCAUGGGAGGAAAGGGUGGCAAGAAGUCCAGCUUCCUCUGGAGAAGCGUGAAGUAUACCAGUUGUCAAGAAAGAUUACCCACAUGGGUCUAUGAUUGAAGAAGCUGGGUGGGCCCAAGAAAUCUCCAAUUAGCUGGUUUGGAUUUUUUAAAAUGAUUUGAUUACUUUUAACUUUUAAAGGGUGAUUGAAAAAGUCUGAUGUCCUGGGAACUUUUUUAAUGUAUGGAUUAUAAUAAAAAGAAUGGUUUGCUUUAAACUUCUCAAAGCUAAUGACCCUGUCAUUAAAGAAAAUCAUCUGAAGUGUAUUAAAGCAGAAAAACAGUAAACUA